UCUCAGUGAAAAGCCAAGAAUGUCUCUGUUUCCUUUUACCCGUCCUGCUGCAAUGGAAGUGCUGCUGUUAGCUCUUACAACAAUCCUGGCUGUCACCUCAGGUCAGAAAUGUGAUGACGCUUACUACAAACGUUUGGGACCUGGUUAUUCCUAUGCUUACAUUGGGACACCUCCAACAGAACAAUUCUUCACAACACGAAAUCUACUCGACUGUACCGCUCUGUCUCUCAGGAGCCAAUCGGAAUUCUUUACUUACAACAAAGUCAGCCAUGUUUGUAAGAAUUACUCACCGAAAAAUAUAAUGACAGUCGUCAGCACGAAUGACAACAACGAGAUUUCCUUCUUUAAAAAUAGCCGAUGGAUUAAAGUAUAUGCCCUAUCUAUGGGAGCUGGUUCAAAAGUCAUGUAUUCGUAUUGGAAUUAUGGAGACCCUUCAACCUGGAAUGUAGACAAAUGCAAUAGUUCCUUCUGUCCGAACUUUUUCCGACAUCCCCUUUUUGAUUUCUGGGACAAUCUUCCAAUUGAUGAGGUGAAACUAGUGAUUUAUAAAAACCAAACUGCUGUGGUGACUAUGAUUUUUGAUGGACAAAAUUCAAAAUUAUCUAACUGGUUCAUUUAUGAGAACUUGAAAAGUUCUCCAUGGAUUGACCUAUCUUCAGCCAAGCCAGAUAUUUUCAGACUUUCAGGAGGAUAUGGGUAUGUUCUAAAUAUAUUUUUUCUGUUUCCCUAUGUAGAGACGUAUUGUCGUAUUGAGCUAAACGCACUUUUCUUAUGCUACUAA
Molecule: messenger RNA, 781 nt
Organism: Octopus sinensis (East Asian common octopus)
Lineage: Eukaryota; Metazoa; Mollusca; Cephalopoda; Octopoda; Octopodidae
Exons: 4
Coding region: 20-781 (253 amino acids)
Source: RefSeq, a predicted model, not a curated record